Molecule: messenger RNA, 1674 nt
Organism: Entrophospora candida
Lineage: Eukaryota; Fungi; Glomeromycota; Glomeromycetes; Entrophosporales; Entrophosporaceae
Source: the annotation of a GenBank genome assembly
AUGGUUCUCAGCAUUGAUUCAGCAAGACACAAGCUUCUUGCUAUCAGACAACAAGAAGGAAUUGAGGAAGUGAAACGAAAGGGAAUUAUUAUUGACAGAGAAGUAUCACGUAGAACUUACCUUGAGUUUUGUGAAAGUGAAUCAAGGGUUUCUGUUAAAUACUGUUUAAUCAACGGAAAAAUUGAAGCCUACAAAGUGCCUCUCAACCCUCACAGAUUGACACAAGCAAAGUUAAUUUCUAUUAUGGAUAACUGGAGUGAUCAGUUGCGAGUCAUUGGUGAAUUGGAUGUUAUUGUGGCAGUCAAUUCAUCCAGAAAACCAUAUCCAACUCUGGUGGUGGAAAUUGCCAGUAUGGAGAGUUUAAGGAGUUUGCAUGAAUUGACAACAACAUAUUUUUCUCAACAGACCACUAUUCAAAUUUAUUUAGCCAUCAAGUUAUUCCCACCUUGUCAGAAUGGCAUUACUGGUGUCGGUUUUGGAGGGGUUCCUUGUGAUGAUGCCAAUCUUCAAGAAUAUCAAAUGGCUAUACCCACCACAUUGCUUUUUAAUGAUUCCCCUGGUGAUGUUCUGGAUCCAUCUCUUGUGCUUGAGCAGUUUGAGGAUGAAGAAUUUCCAAGUGAGGAUGAAUUGUUCAAGAUGGCCCUUGCGUCGCCAAUGGAACAACAAGGCAAUAAAUUUAAUGAAAAGAAAGAGAAAAUAUCUGACUUAACAGGGCUAACAGCACUUCACCUAGACAAUGACCAAUAUGAAUCUGACUAUUUAUCAGAUUUCGAUGCUGAUAAGGAUGAAGCUCUUAACAUUCCCGGUGAGUUAGUAUUGGCUUAUAGUAUGUGGAAAUUUUAUCCAGCAAAAAUUGUAGGCUAUGAAAAGCCUAAUAAAUAUCAUGUAGUUUUCUGUGAUGGAUCCAAAAGAACGCUUAAAAGGAAAAAAUUUUACACUCUAUGGCAAAAAGGAUUUAAAACUUAUAUCGUAAUGGAAAAUGAGAAUCCAGAUUAUAGAGAUCCAGAACUAAUCACUGCAAUUCAAGAACUUGAGCCAAUAUUAUCCAAAGUUUUAUUGGGUGAUGAAAAAUCAGCUUGGAGAUAUCAAAAUUUUGUUGAAGGUGGGAAAAGGCGUCGGUUAUUGGCUUCUCAUGUCUCUCAGGGACCUUUUAAUAAUUCUGAGUUUGGUUUAAUCCUAAAAGUAUUAAGACACAUGUAUGUACCUGAAGUUGCAAAGGCUAUAGAUAAAACUGAUUUUAUAGAACCAUCUGAAUUGAUAAAAUCAAUGGAAACAUCAUCACCGUCACCGUUAUUAUCAUCGUCAAUUUCACCCUCUAAUAAUCUUAAUAAAAAAAACCAUAAAACAUCAUCACCUUCAUUACCGCCGCCAUCAAGUUCGCUUCCAAAUUAUAAUAAAUGCAAAAAUGAAUUUUCAUCAUCAUUCUCAUCCUCCUUAUCUGAUUCCACACAAUCACCAACCGCUGUAAUAUCACAACCAAUAUCGUUACUAGAUGAUAGAUUAAAUUCUCCUUUUUUCAUUUAUUCACCUGACUUGCAGCACAGAUUUGUAAAUGAUGUAUUGGUACCUGAAACUAUCAUUAGAUUAAUUAUGAAAUCAGAUGAAUUAAGUUAUGAGGAAGCAGAUCUAAAAAUGACCGAUGGCUAUGAAGACUUGAGUUGGAUUAUACGAUAA